AUGAUUGGUCGUCUACCUCCUAUUGUAAUAGAUAAUGGCACAGGAUACUCAAAAAUAGGUUAUGCUGGGAAUACGGAACCCCAGUCAAUCAUUCCUUCCUGCAUCGCCGUAAAAGAAUACAGUAAAGUUGGCACCAGAGAAGUUAGGCGACUUGGGACUGGCCUAGAUGACUUAAAUUUUUACAUUGGAGAUGAGGCGCUUGCUCUGGAAGGAAAAAAUGACUUUUCAGUCAAGUGGCCUAUUCGUCAUGGCAUUAUUGAAGAUUGGGAUUUAAUGCAACGUUACAUGGAACAACUUAUUUUUAAAUUACUUCGAGCAGAGCCUGAAGAUCAUUAUUUCUUAUUGACUGAACCACCACUGAAUACACCGGAGAAUCGUGAAUACUUAGCUGAAAUUAUGUUUGAAACAUUUAACAUUCCUGGUCUUUAUAUCGCUGUACAAGCUGUUUUGGCAUUAUCAGCUUCAUGGUGUUACAAUCGAACCGGUGGUCGUUCACUUACUGGAACUGUCAUUGACUCAGGUGAUGGUGUUACACAUGUUAUUCCUGUAGUCGAUGGCUAUGUGAUUGGAUCAUGUAUUAAACAUAUACCAAUAGCCGGACGUGAUAUUACUUCGUUUAUUCAACAUUUACUUAGAGAACGUGAAACAAAUAUUCCACCAGAAUUAAGUAUGGAAGUUGCUAAACAAAUUAAAGAACGCUACUCAUAUGUUUGUCCUGAUUUACCUAAAGAAUUUGCUAAAUAUGAUAGUGAACCAGAUAAAUGGAUUAAACAACAUGUGGUGUCAAAAUCAGCCAAAUAUCCAUCAUUUUCUGUUGAUGUUGGUUAUGAACGUUUCUUAGGUCCGGAAAUAUUCUUUCAACCUGAAUUUGUUAAUCCAGAUUUUACAACCUCAUUAAGUGAUGUUAUAGAUGAAGUUAUUCAAAAAUCACCGAUUGAUUCACGUCGUGGACUUUACGGAAAUAUCGUUUUAUCAGGAGGUAGUUCAAUGUUCAAACACCUUGAUCGUCGUUUACAACGAGAUAUUAAACGAAAUGUUGAUAACCGUUUGAAAUUAACAGAGGAACUUACUGGCGGACGUGUAAAGCCGAAAUCGAUCGAUGUUAAAGUGGUUUCACAUCCUAUGCAACGUUAUGCUGUCUGGUUUGGUGGUUCAGUGCUUGCUAAUGAGAGUGAAUUUUACAACGUAUGCCACACUAAAGCACAAUAUGAAGAAAUCGGUCCAGCUAUAUGCCGUCACAAUCCUGUUUUUGGUACAAUGACUUAA
Molecule: messenger RNA, 1266 nt
Organism: Schistosoma turkestanicum
Lineage: Eukaryota; Metazoa; Platyhelminthes; Trematoda; Strigeidida; Schistosomatidae
Source: the annotation of a GenBank genome assembly